UAAACAACCGCGGAGAUAUCGUUCGUGCUCGUCGUGUAUACAAAAAUUAUUCUUCGUUCAACUUUUUGUAAAGAUUUUAGCAGCUUUUAGAAGUUUCAUGCGCAUAGAAUUAAAUAAAAAGUGAAACUCAUCGCUUUCUACAUAAAAUGAACUUCAGUCAAGACUACCAACGUUCGGUUGAGGAUGUCCACACGAUAGUUCAGUACGCCAAGCUGGACCACAACAACUUGACCAACACAUCGCAGGCCAUAUACUAUCCGGAUGGCGAUCAGGACAUGUCCCGACUGAAGCUCCUCGAAGCGGACGAUCACAUUCUGGAGCAAAUCAAGGCAGGCAAGUCGGUGUCCUUCAAGGGGGCCCUGAACGAAAAGGUGGUCAUCUGCACCGAAUCGCGCACGUACGAAGUCAAGGAAGCGGAAAUAUCCAACAGUUUGCUGUUGGUACCAAAUCUAAAACAAGCGCAGGCCACCAGCCGAUCACCGAUCAAAAGUCCCAAGGGGGGUGUGAACACCUCGCUGGACAGUAGCACCGAGGAGGUGGACGAGGCGGCGGUGGACAGUAUCGAUACGGUGGAACGGAAGGAUGUGGUCAAAAUAUUCCACGAUUACUUCGAGUGUCGCCAGGUAAAGCCCAAGUACCGGAAAAUCAUCGACCUGCUCCGGUUGACCAAGUACUCCGGGCCGGAAAACGAGCACCAGGUGGAUCGGUCGUUGCUGUUCCGAUUCCAUCAGCUGUUGGACACGGUUCAGUGUAGCAAAGAGGAGUUCCAGGACGGACUGAAGAAAUACCGUGCGAUCGAAAUAGACGACCGGAUUCGCAUGCUGGACAGCGAAUACGAGUACCGGAUUGUCACACUGCUGUUGGCUUUGAUUGCGGAAAAUUCCUGGCAGCUGGACGAGAUCGAUAAGGAUGUUAGUCUGGAGUCGCUGCAGGGGAUCGUACCGUUCGAAGUAGCCGAAGGCGUCUUCGAUAUCUACACGGAAAAAAGCGAAAGAGUCCCCGGUCGAUUCAAGUAUCGUGAGAAUCUAGUCUGCUCCUUGUUCGCGGAGAAAAUUCUUCAGCAGGGUCUGAAGUUUCAAAUCGACGAUUUCCUGACGACCUGGCAGGAGACCCUACCGGAGGGGUUUACAGCCGACGAACGGUAUCUGCGCGGGAUAGGAAUUAUCGAUCGCGAAGGAAACGUUCCCUGCGUGAGGGGGUUGAAUGAAGCGGAUUUACCUACGAAUCUACUGGUCCGAUUGGUGACGCUGUUCAAAACCAAGGAACGUUGGAACCUGGAGCAAAUUGAACCUUACAUUGAAUGCUUCACAACUCCGACGCUGGGUGUUACGUCUAUCCUGGCUAAACACACUCGGUCUUUGGUUGUGAACGGCGUGCGAAUCUACGUAUCCAAGCACUGAUAUUCAAGCUUCCUACAACAUUGCGGUAAGUUUAUGAAACAUCAGUUAAGUUGCCCUAGAACAUAAGAUCUAAAAUUAGUUUUCUAUACAUAAAUGCUAAACUGAA
Aedes albopictus (Asian tiger mosquito) is the source of this 1506-nucleotide messenger RNA. Its product is annotated as sister chromatid cohesion protein DCC1. The record is from RefSeq and is a predicted model, not a curated record. The coding region runs from base 147 to 1400 and encodes 417 amino acids. Gene Ontology annotation, biological process: mitotic sister chromatid cohesion; maintenance of mitotic sister chromatid cohesion. The transcript is spliced from 4 exons. Lineage: Eukaryota; Metazoa; Arthropoda; Insecta; Diptera; Culicidae. Gene Ontology annotation, cellular component: chromosome, centromeric region; Ctf18 RFC-like complex; chromatin.